CUAAAAUCGUGAUAUCGAAAAGGAUUCCAUUAGUUUGGUCCUUUAUGGGGUAGUUUACAUAUUCGUGGCCAGGAUUUGGUAGACAUCAUGGAGGAAAGUGCUUUAUUGACAAACAUAACCAUGAUUAUCACCAAGGAUAUACUCAUCGAUGAGGCCAAUAGCCAAAAGAAACCCAAACACUUCUUGUGGCAUGGUGAUCAAAGUAAUGACGAGGAUGAUAAAAUGAAAUUUCCAUUAUUAGCACCUAUGGAUGACGAAGAUGAAGAGUUUUUUGUAAAGCAACAAUUCUUCUCAAGCAAUACAACAAAAGAAAAGGAGGAUACUGAAACCUCAAAUCCCAGUACAAGUGGACACAUACUAAGGAACAGAUUAACGAGCGUUGGCAGAAAAUCCAAUAAAUUCUAUGAUCCACAGCAGAGGAGGGAUAGGGCAAGACAUUCAGAAACCAAACCUACAAGCAAAAAGCCCAAGGAACUAAACUUGCUCAACAAAUUUGAAAAUGUUGAGUUUGAAGGAUUCUUACACAUGAGUAAAAUGAGCUUUCUGAAAACCUUCCAAUUUAUCAAACAUUUGCUACAGCAAUCCACCUUUCCUGCCGGCAUACCAGCACAAACUGUAUUCUCGCUGGCCCUUUGGAAACUAACCACCGAUGAACAUUUUGAAGAAAUAUCACGACGUUUUCAUAUUCCACAGCCAGACUGUGAGCUUAUAGUCAGCCAGUUUUGGCACAUCAUUUCCGAUAAAUAUGAGUCCUACAUCAAAUGGCCUAAUUCUCAUUUAUUUCAACAAUUGCAGUUGCAAGGCUUUCAAAAACACCCCCAGUUGAAAAUAUUUCCAAAUCUCUUUGGUAUAUUGGCCCUCAAACGUUUGGAUAUAUUUCUCGCCUCAGAAGAUGCUGAAAUAUCCAUUGUAUUGCAAAUAGUUUGUAAUGUUGAUCAAAAAGUUAUUGACUGUUUUGUGGAAUUGGAACAGGAGUAUAGCUUUGAUGAAACGCCCAUGGGACAAAUAUUGGCCUUGAAUGAAAACACAAUGCCCAAAGGUUGUUAUUUGCUGGGUAACAAAAGUUUCCCCUUGAAGCCGUAUCUAAUGAAACCCGUCACCAAUCCAUGUUUUCGUAAGGAACAUGAAUUUAAUCGUCUGUUGGAACCAGCACUGCGUCUGGGUCAGGAUACUUUGGAUAUUAUGGCCAAGCGAUUUAAUGCCCUGUAUGCAUUGGAAGCUAGAGACUUGGCAGAGGUUCGAAAAAUCCUAGAAACUGUGUGUGCUUUGCAUAAUUUAAGUGUGGCCAUUGAAGAUGAUUAUGUUGAGCGAAAACGUGAAGUUGUUAAAUUCAAUUGGGCCAGCGAUACAAAUAUUAAUGGCAGUUCUGUGGGCAGUGAACAAAAUGUCCAGGGUUUGCAACGGAGGAAUGAUCUCAUCGAUAGGAUUGUGAGCAAUUGAGGAAGAUGUUUUGAAAACAAAUAGGGAACAUUAAAAAAUUAACUUAAUAAGAAUACUCAAUACAAAAAAUAAGUUAGAAAUAUUUUCUAACCUACAAGAAUCUACUACUUUUGCAUUUUUUCUCGAUGUCAUAAAGGAAAACAUUUUUAGUCUUUGAUUAAUAAAAUUAAAGUUACUAAAUACUGUACACUAAA
Musca domestica (house fly) is the source of this 1634-nucleotide messenger RNA. RefSeq lists its product as uncharacterized. The record is from RefSeq and is a predicted model, not a curated record. The coding region runs from base 88 to 1440 and encodes 450 amino acids. The transcript has 2 exons. Lineage: Eukaryota; Metazoa; Arthropoda; Insecta; Diptera; Muscidae.